Chilo suppressalis (striped riceborer) is the source of this 5591-nucleotide messenger RNA. The record is from the annotation of a GenBank genome assembly. Lineage: Eukaryota; Metazoa; Arthropoda; Insecta; Lepidoptera; Crambidae.
GUCAGUGACUAAAAUCGAGAUUGUAAUUUUGUUCGUGAGAGCUGCUAAAGAAAAUCUCUCCACAUAUAAGGAGGUUUUUAUACAAAAACCACCACGGAAGCAUCCGGGUACUAGGGCCUUCGCGCCCGGUCGCUCACACCGUCGGGUCGUCGAGCCGAGGGGGGAUCGGCGCGAGCACACCAACGACACACAGCCGCUGUUUGCUCCUGCGCACGCUUAGGUGCCGAUUCACCCGCCGCUCGCACCAAAAGCCCGAUCAUGUUGAGAGCGGGCGCGAGGCACCCGGAUGCUGCUGACGACGACAGCCCGCCGGUGGCGUCCACUUCCGGCCAGGCUGCGGCCGCGGCGCCGGACCUGCCACAACUGUACGCUACCCUCAACGAGUACCUGUUACUGGAGCACAAGUUCCAGCCUAGACUGUGCCUGCCUGCCGACUGUGAGAACGGUGAGGUUACCGUAGGCGCCCGAGAUGGUGCCGCGCACGUACUACGCUGCCUCAAGGUGUGGUUUGAUCUGCCAGCCAGCGUACUCAUACACGCCAUCAACUUGUUCGACCGUUUCCUGACCAAGAUGAAAGUCCGCCCUUGCCACGUGCCCUGCAUCACGGUGUCCUGCAUGAACAUAGCCAUCGACGAGCAUGCCGACCUCACCCGCCAACCCAGGAACGUGCUCGUGGAAGAACUGGUAUCAGUGUCCCAGUCCGCGUGCACUGCCGGCGACGUGGCCCGCAUGUCCCGCGUGAUAGUGGACAAGUUGGGACUUGUUAAAGGCUGCCACAGCGUCACGGCUCUGGACUGGCUGCGGCUAUUGAGAACUUUGGUGGUGUGUGCUGCAGAGGAGCUGAAUAUAGACGCGCCCUUGUGUCAGGAGAGUGAAUUAGUGAAUCUGCUGGAGAUCGUGGUAUGCGAUGCGGUUUGUGCCAACGCUAGAACCAGCGAACUGGCGCUCGUACUCAUAUACCAUCAGUUGGAACAGCAACUGGUAGAAUGGUCCCGCCGGGAAGGGAACCCGGUGCCGGAGGCCGCCUACCUGCUCUACGAUUACGCCGCUCAGCUGCAGGCGCACUGCCAUAUGUCAGACGCGUCCCUGGUGAGCUGUCGCAACAGAGUUCGCGUCGUGAUCUCCCGGUACGAGGGCAGGUGUGCUGCCACGCAUAGACAACCGUUAGUGUGGAGAUUAUCCGAGAGGACGCUCAAGGUAUUGCGGCCUACCGACCGUCUGACGUCGCUGCUGCCCACAAUCGAGGAACAACACCUUGCCGACGCCUCGCCGCCAAGGAAACGUUCGGGUAGCGAGGGCAGCGACUCUGUAGACAUGUCGGAUUGGCCUCGCAGCCCCAUCCUGCCUGUUUACUGCGACCACUGAUCCAUUGAGGCGAAAAACUCAACGAAAAACCACCAAAAAAGCGUUAUCCUCAAAGCGAAGAACUUACAGUAGCAAUAGUUAACACGGUACCUAUCUUAAAAAGAAGUACCUUAUUACCGUUAAAAAAAUAGACACAUGUUCGAUCAAGACGAGUAAGAUAAUUGUCAUACAAAAUUUGCCUAAACAAUGUUUAAAUCUUACUUUUUUGUAGUCAUAUCAUCGCUAGAAUCUGAUAAUCACAACACUCGAAUGAUGUUAAUAAUGCGUUAUUAUUUAAACACACUACACUUAUAAAAGAAAACACACCACACCUGUGUUCGUAUACCUAUAUAAUUUCACGUUUAUUUAUAAUAAGAGAAUUGUUUCGUCAUUGAGUGUUUGUUUUUUAUGAAUUUCCUAUGAUUAAAAAAAAUAGGUUACAAUUUUUGUUCGUACUCAGCAUACUGUUUGUUCUUCGCUAAACGAAUGCAGCUAAAACCACACAUCACCUUCUCAAAAUUGUUUUAUGAUCCUUAUUUUGAAAUCAGUCAAAACAUCGAGAUCUAAAAUUUAAUAUAAUUAAAUAUAUAACGAGAUGUCCAGAGAAUCUAGUGAUUUUGCGAGCGAAUGUAUUGUAUUAUUUUGAUAAACUAAAAACUUAAAUCUAUAAUAAUAAUCAAGUUUUAUUGAUAAUAUAUACCAUAAUUAAUUCCUUUGAAAUUGACAUUUAAAUAAUUGAAUAAUUAUGUAGGUAUUUUAUACUCGAAAUCAAAGAAAAUAUUAAUUAUUAUGGUUUUCAUGUAGUGAUAAUCGAGAAAAUGUGAUUUUUUUGACAUGUAAAUAAAUUGUAUUAGAAAAGAAUAUAUCAAAUGGGUGGUUGUUAGAAAAAUCUUACAAAACAAUAUGUUCGCUGCAAUAUACCUAAAACCUCUUGUGUAAAGAUAACAGUCGGUGGGUUAGUUCUUUAUAUAUUAUCUUAAAUAUAAUUUAGUCUAAUUACAUAACUUUAAAAAAAUUAAACGAGACAAAAAAAAUCAACAAAAAGUGCAAUUCUUGAAUAAAAAAAAUUAAAAAAAAAAUGUAUUUCGUUCUCGAACAUUCGCUUUUUAAGGUUUUAGUUUAAUCUUAUCCAUAGGCAUAGAGAAUGGACUGGGCUGAUAAUGAUAAGUGAGUACUCUUUCUAUUUUUCUAGAGUAUUGUCAAUUUCAUGCGAGUCCAUUCCAUUUUGUAUGUCUAUGGUCUUGUCAAACGAGUGACAGGCGCGAGGUAUCAACAAGACUUAAAUUCUACCAAAAUGGUAGAAAUUUUUACACAAACGGUAGAUCUUUCUAACAAAAUGGUAGUUUUCCGAGUGUCGUCGAUAUCUCGCGCUCUGUCUUAUAAUUUCUUCUCUGUUAGUACAAUGAUGGUAAUGUAAUAUUUUCAGCCCCAGUAGGUAUUUUGUUAUUGUCAAUUGUACUGAAAAUGUGUCGCUUUUGGCGUUUCGUGCCGUUUUUGAUGUAGCAUUUUGUUCGCAUUUAUUCGUUGGCUGACAUUUUUUUUUACUUGGUAUUAUUGUGAUUUGAUGCUGAUGUGUUUGUGUGUAUAAUUCAUAGAUUAACACCCCCUUAUUAAUAAGCUUGGAUUAGGUUACUCAUGGUUCUGUCUCUGUUCAUUGAAUGACAAAUGGCAAGGCGCAAUGACAUGAGCAAAACAUAGCAUAGAAAAAAGUUUUUAAAGUUUUAAGAAAAAAAAAUUUUUUUUCUAGUUAAAUAUUUUCUUUAGAUUUAAACAUCUAGCAGUUAAAUGCUUAAUAAAAUAAAAACAUAACUAUAAAUGCUAUUUCUUCUUUCAAAUGUUUAAUACUUGGAAAAGUAUUCAUUUGACAUUGUGGGUUCCCUACAAUGCUAAGAGAUGGCGCUGCCUUGCAGCUUAAGGACUGGAAAAUUUCGACGCGGCCAUCAGGGCUGCGGUAGCAUAAUUGGUCAGUGCAUUCGCCCGGAUUGCGAAGGGUGCGGGUUCGAGUCCCGUCUGCUGCCUGGUCCGCGUGGAUUUUUUUCUAUUAAAAACAUUUCUUUAGAUUUAAACAUCUAGCAGUUAAACGCUUAAAAAAAUAAAAACAGCGUAACUAGUCUUAAGCUUAUUCCACGCUUAUAAAUAAGGGGCAAGAGUAGACUGAGCGUUCCCUGUUAAGUAAAACUAGACUAAGUGUGAAAGAGAGGAAUAGAUCGUGCGGCCAAUCGUUCUAUUGUAUUGGCUGCAUCAUCGCUUUGUCUCUUUCUCGGCAGUUGUCAGUUUUAUAAGAGUGUCGUUCAUUCCACUCUCCAUUGCCCGCACAGCACUUGCCUAUUGCCUUGCUUAUUUGUAAACUUGGCAAGCGGUUGUCCUUAUCAUGUUCUAUAAGGAGCGAAAAGGACAGACUGAUGUCUUUGCAAAUAGCGAACACGAAUAGCCAAGCGAAGAGCGGCAUAUAUCUAUGAUUUUAAUUCGACUAUAUUAGUUAUUGGCUCCGAAUAUGUUGUUCAGUGUUUUGUAAAUAUGCAAUUAAUUUAUUCUACGAUUAAUUGUGAACAAAUCGCGUUCAGAAACGGUCGAUGGUGUAUGCAGAAGAGUACACUGUUUUUUCCAAAUCCCCUUAAUAUAUCGGUCAAGCUUUAUUAAUCGUAUUUAAAAGUAUUUUUUAAGAGUAAUCAUAAAUCAUUUUUUUUUAUAUAAAUGGAUAGGAAAAAGCAGUGUCCUACUCCGGAAAGGAUUUCCAUGUAAGAUAUAACAUGAAAAAGAAAUAUGUUAUAAAAAUAAUCCAUAAUUUCUUUAGCUUAAGUUUCCCACUUAUCAAGAAAAUCUACUUAUUUGGCCGCGUUUUAAAGGCCAUUGAAACUUUUUUUUUAUAUCGCAAAAGUGUUGAAAAUAAUAUCCACCGAUUUUUUUAAAAGUACAUACAUGGUAUCAGUAACAUAAGUAUUAUUGUAAUCUUUAACUUAUGGUUUUUUUCACUCCUUUGUUUACUUUAUGACUAACUCUAGUUACGGAGUUUUCUUUCCAAAUCUAUUACGUAUUUAUUUCACUCAUCUAAUUAUAUUAUGAUAAAAAAAACAUGUUUUUGGCAUUAUUAUCAUUUUUAUUUUAGACUUUAAUGUUCGUAAAUUUGAUACUUAGUUAUAUAAAUGAAGAAAUGACAAAAAAAAUACAAAUAUUAUCCAAAAGAAAAAUUGUAGAAAAAAAAAUGAUCUCAGGUAUAUAAUUUUGUUUCAUAUAGAUGUGAAGGAUAUCCAUACUAAACAGUUUAAUGGUAGUUUUGUACGAAGUAAGUUUUUUUUAUCUUUUUCGAAUGGCUGUAUGAAUGUGUGUGUUUGCAUUUUCUGGUUUCAUACAAGGUUUUGUCAGAGAAUUUUUCCUACGAGAAAUCUGGACAUUUUUUUAAAUAGAAAUAUGCGUGAGUGAACGUGUGUUCAUAAUGUUUAACAAGAAAAUAUACCUCUGUGAUAAUUUGUCUUAAAAUAUGCCAUCUUACAUCAUAAUAAAAUGUCAUCAAUAAAAUAUUUUUGUGAGUCGGGUGUUUUACGCUGUCCAGCGGGCGAAUCGAGUUUUUUAAAUAGCUAAAUUUAUUAAAGAAAUCCAGGUGUAAAAAGUAUUAACGAAAUUUAAAAAUAACUUUUUCAUAAUUAUUGUGUAUAGAAUUUUAGAUUUUAUCGAGUUUUGUCGUUUCGUAAAUUGUCUUUCUUUCACCAUUGCCUUAACGUCAGUUUGCUGCACAAAUUCUAAUUUUAAAAUUUACAGUCGUUUUUUUUUGUAAAAUAGGCUGAAUGCUUUAUUUAUACUGUUUCCUUCAAAUUAGUAAUGUAAAAAAAACUAUUUUAGUUCUGAAAUUAGAAUAAUAGUAUUCUAUGGUUAUAAACUACAAUAUUUUUUCAAAAACGAUCAUGUUGUAUUUACAAAAACGUUAAUAAACAAAUGCAGCUAUUCGUUAUUGCUCAAAUAACGAAUGACCCAUAACGAUAAGCGUUUAUUUACGUUUUUAACUUAACAAAAUUAACUUUGUCUACUUAAUUAGCUUAGUAUGUAUGGUAGUAUGUAUAAACAUGUAGUUUGUGCCAGCAAAUUGUCAAAUUGCACGAAGCAUUUAUACUGUUUUCACCCGUGUGCCGCAGAAAGUUUGUAUAAUGUAUUCGGAUGCAGCUGUAAAAGAGCUUGUAUUGUAUGUGUGGUAUAAAUACUGAAGUCUCGAAUCUAAGAGAAUAAAAAGUUGGACUCUUACUUUACCCUGUUGU